Girardinichthys multiradiatus is the source of this 2470-nucleotide messenger RNA. It is a transcript of the gene gpr31, whose product is annotated as G protein-coupled receptor 31. Gene Ontology annotation, cellular component: membrane. The transcript has 3 exons. The record is from RefSeq and is a predicted model, not a curated record. Lineage: Eukaryota; Metazoa; Chordata; Actinopteri; Cyprinodontiformes; Goodeidae. Gene Ontology annotation, biological process: G protein-coupled receptor signaling pathway. The coding region runs from base 80 to 1084 and encodes 334 amino acids. Gene Ontology annotation, molecular function: G protein-coupled receptor activity.
AGAGAGAGGAUUCACUCCCUGGGACAGAGUGAAGACAACAGAUUCAGCUUGAGUUUUAUUACUGUGGUGGCAGAGAAAAAUGUCUAACUCUUCAACAACUUUAACACUUGACACCUGCGAUACCCCAAAUAAUACAUACAUGUACGAAGUCCUCUCCGGGGUGAUGGCUGUAGAAUUCAUUCUGGGACUUCCUCUGAAUCUCUCUGUGCUCUACAUCUUCAUCUUCAGGUUCAAAUUCUGGAAGAACAACAGCGUGUUCCUCUUCAACAUUGUGGUCGCUGAUUUUCUGCUGGUGGCCUGUCUUCCUGUGAAGAUUCACCAAUAUCAGAACAACCUGAGGCGUAGCAAGGAUUCCACAGUUUGUACCAUGAUGCUCUUCAUGCUGUUUCUCAAUCGAGGGGCCAGCAUUGCCUUCCUCAUCACCCUGUCCCUGGACCGCUACUUCAGCGUGGUCCAUCUUGGCAGGAAAAACUGCGUGAAUGUGUUUAAGAAGUCUCCACUGAUCUCUGGGAUUAUAUGGGUGUUCUUACUGCCACUCACCAUCCCCACGAUGGUGAGCACCUUUGAUUGCUGCAAUAGCUAUGGCCGAGUUCAGACCACAUUGAGUGAAACUUUGACGGACACCUUCAGAGAGAUCGUCUUCUUCUCUCAAAUCAUCAUUCCCUUCAUCAUCCUCAUUUACUGCACUGCUCGUAUUGUCAGUCGACUGAGAAGGAAGACGGUUGGGGAGAAGGCCAAACUGAGGAAAGCUGUGUUUGCAGUUCUGUCUGUCGCCAUAGUCUUCUCCAUCUGCUUCCUGCCCUGCACAAUUGCCCGAGCGGUGCUGCUGAUCACUCGGGUGAAAGAGUGGGCGCCAAUGGAAGUUGUAGCAGUCCAGGUGUACGACGCUCUCAUGGUUUUGUCCUACGCCGACUGCUUGCUGGACCCACUGGUUUACUGCUUUUGCCACUCUGGGUUUAAGAAUGCUUACAUCUCUACUUUCUUCCCUUCGUUUCUCAAGAAGAGACUGCUGAAGCCGGUCUCUGGCACACCCCCUGCUACAACUACAACAACUAUAAUCUCAGGAGCUAAAAGGAUUUCUUAGCAAAUGUUGGUUCAUUAGUCAACCUUUCUUGUUUGGAUGGGUUGUACAUGUAUAGUAAAGACUUUGCAACUGCUGCUCCACCCACACAGGUGUUUUCUGAGGAGAAAAGCUUUAAAUAUGUAGCAACAAAUACUGACCACAGAAGACCAGAUGGACCUUCAGUCCAAGCCACCACUGAGAUUUGAGGAAACUAAUCUGUAAAUUGCAGGAAGGUAACAUAUAAGUUUCUGAAUUUUAAAUUGUUGAUUUCAGAAAAGUAACCUGUGACUUAAACAAGUAACCUGUAUGUUCCAAGGUCAGAAAAUAUCUUUUAAUUUUCAAAAAAAAUAUUGUAAUUGUUAGUUUCAGUAAAAUAACUUUGUAAGGAAAUAACCAGGAAAGAUACCUUUUAGUUAGAGAUACAAAAAACCUAGACGUUUUAGAAAGUAAGCACUAUGUUUUAGGAACUUGAACCUAAAUUUUUAGAUUUCAUGAAUGUAACCUGUACAUUUCAGGAAAGUAACCUGUAAGAUCCAGUAGAGUUACAUGUAACUAUUAGAAACAAGAAACAAACCUGUUCAUUCUGGUAAAAUAACCAGUAGAUUUAAUGUCUGCAUUUUGUUUUGUUAUUUUUUUAAUCCAGGUUGACCUUUUGUACAACCUGACGAGACAAUAUAUUACAAAUUUCUCUGCACUUUUUCCACUGUAAAGUUUUCAUUAUCUUAACCGUGAACUUUUUCUGUAAAUUUACAGUCCUGUGAAGAUGUUUAAGUCAAAACAUGUGUUUAGACCUGUCUGGUCCACUUGUUUUGCUUCAUUUUGUGUUGCUGCAUUAUAUAAUUACAAUUGUAUAUCAGAGCACUUCUAUUUAUUUUUGAUCUGUUCCUAAGCUGAGAUUCUUCAUGUAUAUUCUGCACAAUAAUAAUAAAAAAAGAGUCCAGCUUAGUAUUUAAAGGGUGUUAAAACUUGAAGUGUUGAACUUUUGCUCUUUCGGUAAAUGUUCUUGCUGAGUACUAAAUGUUGUGUCUAUUUUUCAGGUUGUUUAACAAGCUUGACCUGUUCUGUCUCCAUUUUUACGUCUAGCGGUUGCGUUAUUUGACUGUCCAUGCUGUUGAAUCCGUUUCAUGUUUCAGGCACGGGCACGGCUACAAAAAUGGCAAACCAAAACAAGAUCUUUGUUUUUGGCUGCAGUAAACAAAACCCACUUAGGAAAGAUUUCGGGAGUUUUCUCCUUCUAAGUCCAUUUUCGUCAAAAACGCUUUCCAAAGUCCACUGUAAAUUACUGCCCUCUAGAAGUAUAAAGAGCAUUUUAAUAAAUUAGGAUAAGGCUAGAGUUCCUGUAUUAAAAAAAUUAUAUUUAAUAAAUGAAACGUAUAUAUAAUAUAUAAUCGAAACCAGAUAUUUACA